UAGUAUGUGUAUAUUCGUUGCGGGUCAUUAAUCUUCUUAAAAGUUAAGUAUGGGUAUUACCGGCUUACUUCCUUUCUUAGAAAAAUCUUCAAAGAGAACAAAUAUUAAUGAGUUUGCCGGUGGUACUGUUGCUAUUGAUUCUUAUUGUUGGUUACAUAAAGGUGCGUUUUCUUGUGCUGACAAAUUGUCAAUGGGACAACCGACAGAUGCGUACGUUGAUUACUGUAUGAAAUUCAUAUAUAUGUUGUUUAGUCAUAAAAUUAAACCAAUUCUUGUAUUCGAUGGACGACAUUUGCCUGCCAAAGCUCAAACCGAAGCUAAACGACGAGAAGCCAGACAAACAAAUCGUCGUAAAGGUAUUGAGUUAAUAAAAAUGGGACAAUAUGCUGAAGGAAGAAAUUUAUUAAGAAGGUCUUUAGAUAUUACACACGAAAUUGCAUUAGAAUUAAUUAAACAAUGCCAGAAAAUGAAUAUAGACUGUAUUGUAGCACCUUAUGAGGCAGAUGCACAAUUAGCAUAUUUGAACAUCAGUGGAAUUGCUGAUGUUGUUAUUACUGAAGAUAGUGAUUUAACAUUAUUCGGUUGUAAAAAGGUAUUUUUUAAAAUGGAUGUAAAUGGAAAUGGUCUUUUAGUUGACCAAGAACGUUUACAUCUUGCAAUGGAUCUGCAAGCUGAACAUUUCAGUAUGGAGAAUUUCCGUUAUAUGUGUAUUUUGUCAGGCUGUGAUUAUCUACCUUCUCUCCCUGGUAUUGGGUUGAUUAAGGCAAAAAAGUUCAUUAUGAGAAAUACAGAUUGUGAUAUACAUAGGGCUUUAACUCGUUUGGGAUCUUACCUAAAUAUGAAAUCCUUAGUUGUUACGAAAGAAUAUAGAGAUGCAUUUAUGUUAGCAGAUAUUACCUUUAAACACCAGUUAGUAUUUUGCCCUUUACAAAGAAAACAAGUUCGUUUACAUCCACCUUUGUCUGAUGUGACAGAGGAACAAUUAUAUUAUGCUGGUACAGAAACAGAUUCAGAUACUGCAUUACAACUUGCCUUGGGAAAUUGUGAUCCUUUUUCUUUACAAAUACUUCAUGACUUUGAUCCUGAUAAAACAAUGAGCCAAGAUAAAUGUAAUACAUGGGGCCAUAAAUCAAUUUAUUCUCAACAUAUUAGCAUUUGGGCAAAACACUAUAAAUUAACAAAAAGUUUGUUACAAGGAUCUCCUCGAGAUAAGAAUCUUAUGACUUGGCCAAACACUGUUGGUAAAGAGAUGGUUCUCCAAACAAAUCUCUUAAAACGAGCUAUUUUCGUGGAACAGGAGGCUAAUCCUGAGUAUACAGAACUGAAUGGAAAAGAAAUUUUAAAUAUGUACGAAUCAAAUGAGAAUGAGAUUGAAAAUAAUUUCAAAACAGAUGUAUCUACCACUGAAGAAAUAGUAUCUCCUGUUUUAAUCAGACGAACAAAUCCAUUUUCACAACAACCAUCUUCUGAUAAAACUUCUCCAAGUCUUUUGUCUAAAGGUAAAAGUCGUAUAAAAGGAAGAAAUAUACGGCGUGUUAGAAGAACAGUUAUAAAUGAAGACAUUAUUACAGAAAGUAAAUUCUUUGCUAAAUCAAGCGUUGAAAGUAACGUUGAAACGGACGAUGAUAGGUUGUCUUCAUCGAAUAAUUCAAAUAUUUCACAAAAAAAAGAAAACAUGAAUUUUCAGAAAACAAAUUCAACGAACAACGUUAACCUUCAGUCCUUAAUGGAAACUGACGAAAUGGAAAGAGAAUCACAUUCCAUGGAUGUAGAUGAAGAGCAUACUACGUCAUUUGCCUCAAAUCAGCGUAAUGAUGACGACUGUUUAAAUAGUUUCUCGAACUGUAAUUUAGAAAAAUCAUAUUCAGAUGUUCAAGUAAAUGAGUCUGUCUUAAACAAAGAUAAUGAACAAUCAUAUACUUUAAGCGAUUCAGUGAUGCCAUUAAAACCUACUAUAGAUACUGAGUUUUUAAUUCCACAAGAAGAUAUAAGUACUUUAAGUAGUAGUUUCUUUACAGGGUCUAAUACAAAUUUGUCCGUGCAAUUAAACAACAGAAUUACACAUAGUAAAAGGAAAAAUUCGUCAAAUUUUAGAGCUGUAAAUAGUAAAGCAAACAUAACAAGUACUAGACGUAAAAGUCAAGACCUGUGUUCAGUACAAAGACAACAAAGUUUAUUGAGCAUGUAUGGAUUCGAGAAGAAAAAACCAAUUUGA
Molecule: messenger RNA, 2215 nt
Organism: Dufourea novaeangliae
Lineage: Eukaryota; Metazoa; Arthropoda; Insecta; Hymenoptera; Halictidae
Gene: tos
Product: exonuclease 1
Exons: 9
Coding region: 50-2215 (721 amino acids)
Biological process (GO): mismatch repair; DNA recombination
Cellular component (GO): nucleus
Molecular function (GO): metal ion binding; DNA binding; 5'-flap endonuclease activity
Source: RefSeq, a predicted model, not a curated record